AUGGCUGCCACCACUCGAUCAGCGUCCCUUCGGCCCCAAAACUGUCCUGGCUCUCUCGGACAUCGCCCGCAGCGUCGCAAGUCCCAGUCGCAAAAGCCAAAAGAGAUGAAGGCUGAGCCAAAGCCCGUUACCACCCCGAAGGAGAACGCCUGCUUCAAGACAGGCUACAUCCGCAUCAUCAUCACAAACUGUGUUGCAACAGACGAGACUGCCUCCAUGCUGUCAGACCAGCUUCAGGCUCUGGAACCUCUGGUCGCCAAAGGUUUUUCCUGCAAGACUUUCGAGGGUAACAGCGAAAAGAUACUCAUCGAGGCAGCAACAUGCUGCGAGAUCACCGCGGCAGCUAUGGGUGACUUUGAGACCACGAUUCAAAAGGGUUUUCCGGAAGCCAGCUACGAGAUCCACGUCCGCCCCCAGGGAGGCCCCCCCUUCCUUCCCUAUGUCUAG
Molecule: messenger RNA, 447 nt
Organism: Colletotrichum gloeosporioides
Lineage: Eukaryota; Fungi; Ascomycota; Sordariomycetes; Glomerellales; Glomerellaceae
Exons: 2
Coding region: 1-447 (148 amino acids)
Source: RefSeq, a predicted model, not a curated record